CUGUUUUGAUUGGUUAAACAUUGUAGCGCGGGAUAAGUAAUCCGAAAAAAAAAAAAUGGGAAAGUUUUUAUUUUUGUAAAAUAAUGUAGUGUUUCCGCCUUUCAUUCAAUCUUGAAGAUAAGCAUUGACGACUGUUGGAUCACUUUACAAAAUGGUUACACCAGACAACUGCCCUACGCGAUAACGAGCAGACAAAAAUAUAUCCUGAUCUAUGUCUGGAGUUGUAUGGAAUGUGAGUGAUGAGAAAAUGCCAGCCUUUCUUCAGAUAUGCCCAAGAAGACCUAGCAUCCGCACGCUGCUGUUCGUAUCUCUUCUCUAUUCCUUCAUCCUAUCGGCAGCCUAUCUCUCCUUUGUCCUCAAAUCUCGUGGGCCCAUCACCGGGUCAUCACAACAGGCAAAGCCCCACCUGAAAGAACUCAAACGGGCCCGGGAAAUGCUGGACAUCGUGAAGGCUUCGGCAGAACAGAGAAAGUUACCGACCGACCAGGAGUACACCCACAACAAGAUCCACUGGAGCUACCAUAGUCUCCCUGGCGAGAAGUUGCUGCACAUGCAGUGCUCUAAGUGCGCCGUCGUUUCCAGCUCGGGCCAUCUCAUCAACAGCAGCCUGGGCCGGGAAAUCGACUCCACCCCCUGCGUCUUCCGCAUGAACAACGCCCCCGUGACGGGCUACGAGACCGACGUGGGCUCGCGCACCACGGUGCGAUCCAUCGGGCAUGUCAACCUGGAGAAAUCCUUUGGUGACAACGAAGAAGCGUCUAGGGAGAUGCUAACUGACAAUCGCACCCGGGCGUCCGUCGUUCUCAUCAACUGGAUGUCCAAGACCAAAAUCAAGAAGUUCAUCUCCAAGGAAUACCGCUUUGCUCUCCUGCUGGCCCACCUCUUUCCCGAUGUCAAGUUCUACUCCUUCACACGGGACAAGAUGAUAUCCUCUGAAGCGCUGUUCAAAAACUACACCGGGCUGUCGCGGAAAGAAGCGCAGACCUGGCUGUCUACUGGAUGGUAUACCUUGAUUGCGGCGAUUGAUAUCUGUAAAGAAAUCGUGGUAUACGGAAUGGCCAACGAAGACUACUGCACCAGUUCUAUGGAAGAUGCACAACGCAUCCCUUAUCAUUACUACGAGCCCAACAAACUCAAGGAGUGCUCCUACUUCAACCAGAGCGAGACCAGACUAACCGGAGGCCACCUCUUCAUCACGGAGAAGGCCGUCUUCGCCCGUUUGGCGGCCAAACGCAAAAUCCAGUUCAAGCACCCAGCCUGGCCGGAGAGAAAUUUCGGCGCAGCAGUGACCCUCGACACGCCCUUCCUGCAGCACUACUGGCGGAACAAACGAUAUCAGGAGAAGCACAGACGGCGACGCGUGGUGCCUAGAAAUCACAGUAACGCUGUCCAGCUCCGCAUGGGGAACAAGACCAUCACGGUACCCAAGGAGCAACUGCUGGAUAAGAUAGUGGAGCUACUGCCGGGUUCUAAGGUACUCCUGGGGCCGGGGAAUGCAACAGAUGUCAAGGGGAAUUUCUCGGGAAGUGGGGAUCGCAGUUCUUGAGUUUUUAGAAAUUCGUGACGGGAACUCAGAAAUUACGUUUCAUCUCUUAAAGGGAUCACUGUGCGGAACAUAGCGGACUUAAUUCACUGAUGUUGUCGGAUUUCAAAUAUGUGGAAGUGGGUAUGUUUUAGGAAUAAAUUGCCUUAUGUUUCAGUGCCAUUUCAAGCCAAAUCAGUUCGCUGUAAAACUUGUUUAACAGGGUGUAAAUAGGUCUUUAUUUAUGCAAUAGUGCAGUUGCCACUGAAUUUUUACCAAAGAGGCCAGCCUCUUUGCACCUACAUUGUAACUCACUGUCUCACUAACUGUCACUUGUAACUUCAGUUGGCCUCAGCUCGACCUGCGUUAUGCUUGCGCCGCGACAGAACUAGCCUUGGCCAAGGUGUUCGCCGAUGAUGUCCGUCGUGGUAUUCUGGCCGCUAAAAACAAACACUAGCCGCGCGCUAUGUACUGUAUGAUGCGUGAACAGCAACCUCGCGCUACAAUAUGCAAAUCGAUUGGCGAAGAAUGAACGUUCGUUCAUGGACAGUAACGCCUUGACCAAGGCUAGUUCUGUCACGGUGCAAGCAAAUCGCAGGUCGACCCGAGGCCGGCCUUAUCCUGGUUAUUGGCUGGUGAAGAGAACUGGGCAGUGCUGUUGUAUAGGAUUACCCGUAAAAGGUUAAUUCCGGCCCAUUUGUGGAAACAAGAUGCAUGGAAAGACCAGUGAAUAGCCAUUCUGAAUCAGUUGAGUAGAAUUUUGUGCAUUCUGUGACCAGCUUUUAAUGUCAGGUUUUUUUGGGGUUUUUUUUAAAUUUCGGAAUAAAAUAAUCCAGGGCUUUCAUAACAAAUUGCAAAUGUAUUUCUUAAUGUAUUCCAAUUUGAAUUUUAUUGUAGUGAUGAAUGAAAAUGCCCACACCUUCAAAAGGAGUUGGAUUUUCACCCUCGUUUUAAUCAGAUGCAAUAUAAAUGUAUUUUUAUUCACUUGCGCAAUACAUUGUGUGCUUUCACCUUUUGCCAUUUGUGUGGUUUUUGAAAAACUUGCCGACGAAGAUAUCUUGCCAUGUUGCUCUGACAAUGCAUGAAAAUAGCACAGGCUUUCUUAAAAAUUUGUCUUUGUUCAAAGUGGGUUGUUUUUUACUUUAACCGAAUGCCGUUUCUUGCAAUGUUUUUUUU
This is a messenger RNA of Patiria miniata (bat star), 2698 nucleotides long. Its product is annotated as alpha-N-acetyl-neuraminyl-2,3-beta-galactosyl-1,3-N-acetyl-galactosaminide alpha-2,6-sialyltransferase-like. Gene Ontology annotation, molecular function: sialyltransferase activity. The transcript has 7 exons. NCBI's taxonomy places the organism in Eukaryota, Metazoa, Echinodermata, Asteroidea, Valvatida, Asterinidae. The record is from RefSeq and is a predicted model, not a curated record. Bases 212 to 1546 code for a protein of 444 amino acids.